This is a messenger RNA of Caenorhabditis auriculariae, 3868 nucleotides long. The record is from the annotation of a GenBank genome assembly. Lineage: Eukaryota; Metazoa; Nematoda; Chromadorea; Rhabditida; Rhabditidae.
AUGUCGGAAAUCGACGGCGGCGAGCAUGAUUUGGCGCGUAAGCCCCUGGCGGGAUUGUUUGCUCUGUGCGAAGUGGUCACCACCGGCGCAGAAGCUGGUUUUAUGGACAAGCCACGUUAGCUCGCUUUCUGCCAAUGGGUCCGUCGCGUGAUCGCUUUCAAACCGCUCAUGAUUUUUCUCGCCUUUUCCUUGCAAUAAAUGUCUUCAUUUUGAUCCCAUGGUGUUUUCUUUUUUUUCCUGAAAGCUUUGGUCAAUCAGCCUGUUUUAAUAUUUCUGUUUAUUCUUCCUCCCAGUUUUGAUAUCCUCCGAGGUUCCUAAAGUUCUCUCCUAGAAUGAAAAAUUCUCUAGAGGAAGAAAAGAAUGUAACUCGCUCUUCAUUUUUUUUUUCUAGUGGGAAGGCGUUUCACAAAGGGGUUCACGUCAAAGAGAACGCAUUUCGAAGUAUAAAUGGUAGUUUUGAGUCAUUUUCCUUUUCUCGGGAAACGCGUUUGUCACUUUCGGCUUCAGCUUGAUGGGACGUUCAAAGGCACCUAAGUUGGGUGUUGCCUAUACUAACGUCGGAAAAAGUAGUUCAUGGCAAAACUUUUCAUGAAUUCUCUCUUUGAACUUUUUCAGAAUGCUUCACAGUGAGAAAUUUUUCGUAGUUAUACUUCUCACAGACAAUAAUUUAUACUGAAAAUUUACAUCUUAACUCUUCUAAACUUUCUUAUCGAUGCUAAUAACACAACUUUCUCUGAAAAUCUUAUUAGGUUGAAUUUUAGCGACAAUCUUUAACGAUUGACGGACGUUUCCGAGUCUAAUUUGUUUUUGAUAAAGUGUUCUCUAGAGACAUCUUCGCGUUAGGUUCUAUUGGGCGUUUCGGAGGUUUGGGCGCAGAAUUUUUCUAAUUAUCCAUUGAAAGUAUGACACAGCUUCAGUUAAAUUAAUUGCAAUUUUCCACUGACCGUAUUUUUUGAUAUAAAGUUGUAAAAAUGAACUACAUUAGAACAUUAUCGAAAAAAUUUGAAUUUUUGUCAAUUAAGUUUGUUAUCAAAUAAGUUAUGGCUUUUAAUUCCAAUUUUAACAAAGAGAUAUUUUCAACUUUGACCGUAAAUUAGUAAUGAGUCCAGAUUUUCCUCUGUGGGAAAAGCUUUUUGAUCCCUAGUCAAUCUUCUGAAUACGUGGCAUAGUUAUUACUACGAGCCGAUUUUUUUUUUAUUAUGACUCUCAAGACGUCGUUAAACCAAGGAGAGCCAAAUCUUUGUGGUUGUGCGGCGAAAAUAGCAUAUGCGCGCUUGCGGAUGAGAGACCAACAGGACAAAACGGCGCAGCGUUGCGUUGUGUUUAACCUCCGCGCUCAAAUCGCAGAAAACGUGAAAUUCAACAUCUCUUUGUUGUUUCUUCUCUUUUUUGCCUCAUUCCCCGUCGUUUGCUGACCGUUCGAUCGUUGUUCUGCUACCGGCCUAUCUGCACUUGCAAUCAGAUCUUUACUGUUUUAGUUUUUUUUUUUCUUGUUUCAUGGAAAACAUUUUGAGGGAAUCUUAAAAAUAAAAAAUCACAUUUCUACAUUUUUUUUUUUCUCUUAAAAGCGAUACAAAUUUUGCAAAUAUGUAUCUGAAGAAAAUCUUUUUUUUUUCUUAAAGAUAGAUUCUCCUACUUCGGAGCUGUGAAAGUUUGACAAAGCUGUUUCAACUUUUUCAAUUUCAUCAGGAAGUUGUUGACUGAACUUGUACCUUUUUGAAUUAUUCUAUAGGGAAGAAAAUGAUUGAAUAAAAUAGAAAAAUGAUUUGUUCGCUGAGGAUUUCAGUCUAACAAGACCAUGUUUAUAUAUAUAUAUAUAUAUCUAUUUUUAUUAUUGGAUUACUGUUAAAAAAACAGUCGAAAAAUUUAUUCAAAGAAAAUUUAGACUAUUUCAAAAAAAUUCUCUUCGAAAUUGUACUUUCUAAUUCUUGGAGUCUAAUUUAUAUUAUUGAUAUAUUCUCGUAAGAAAAAAAAAAAGUAAAAACCCGAAACGAUCUGAAACAAAAGUUAGCGCUUUUUUAUAUUUUCGAUGUUCGUACUAUUAAAGAAAACGAUGAAUUAAAUUAUUUACCUAAUAUCGUUCCUUCCAGAUGCGGGAAUUCAAGGUUGUGGUUCUGGGCAGCGGAGGUGUCGGGAAAUCUGCGCUGACGGUUCAAUUCGUCAGCAGCACUUUCAUAGAAAAAUACGACCCGACUAUUGAGGACUUUUAUCGCAAAGAAAUUGAGGCGACUUUUCUCUUUUGAAUAGUUUAACGAUGCCUUUUUUUCAGGUUGAUGGCCAACCUUGCGUUUUGGAAAUUUUGGACACGGCCGGAACGGAACAGUUUUCUUCCAUGCGGGAUUUGUACAUCAAAAACGGACAGGUUCGCCAAUAGAUAAGCCUUUUCCGUUUUCAAAGACCUCUAUAUGAAAAAUGUUAUGUGGAGAGAAUCGGAAAAAAGUCUUUACUGCGAAAAAUUUGGAAUAGGAUGCUGAAAGACUUGCUAUUUUGUUUUUUGGAAUGUUCGAAGCAAACUAAUUUCAAUCUAAUGAUAAGAAAUUUCACGCAAUCUUUUUUUUUAACUUUCUUCUUUUAAAUCAGUCUUUUUGUGUUAUUCAUUUUUCAUCAUAUCCAAAAACUUUCCUUCCCAAUAGUUGUUGAUAUUACUCGAAAAAGUUAUUUUUCAGGGUUUCGUUGUGGUUUACUCGAUAACCAGCCAACAAACGUUUCACGAUAUAAAGACGAUGCGCGAUCAAAUUGUGCGGGUCAAGGUAUUUUUUUUAUAUUUUCAAGGUUAUCUAAGAACGGAAAGUAAAAAGUAAUCUUUUUUUCCCAAAUGUUCAGAAGGAUCUGCCGAAAAAAAAUAUGGAUUAAUCCGUUCAAGCUCUUGCUUCCAACAGAAAAGCGUUGAAGCGGAAUUCACAAUAUUAAAAUUUUCGAUUUCUUUGAACUUUUUCUGAUACUGAUAUUAUGGAUUUCCUAAUUUUUUAGAUUCUUAUUUGUUUCAUUGAAGACAUUUUCGAAUACUUUUAUUUUCAUAUAGAUGAAUUGUUUUUAACUUGAUAAAUUUUACAUGUUUCUCUCUUAAGGGUUCGGAGAGCGUUCCAAUACUGCUGGUUGGAAACAAAUGUGAUUUAUCCCAUCAAAGACAAGUUCGAACCGACGAAGGCCUCGCUCUCGGUUCGUUUACAACCCUCGUUUUGAGCUCGGAAGUAUUUUUAGUUGUUUAAUGGAAGUAUAAAGCUUAAAUUGUAAUUAAUUUCAAUUAUUUUCAUCUCAAAAGUUCUCUUAUCACGUUUUUGUCCUUUUUUGUCCAUCACCUAUAAAAAAGUCACUAAUUGAAAUGAAGUCUCAAAAAGAUAAUGAUUCGAAUCCGACUCUUUCAAGUUAAACUCGGAAGAACGUUUGAAAAAAAGAACAUUUAAAAAAAUUUUUCUUGUUCUUCUAAAAAAAUUUUUUUCUGAACUGUGAUUAUAUGAAGAAACCAGAUUUCUUUUUGCGUGUGGAAAUCUUAUAUGUAAAAACGAAACUAUUUUUCUAACAAUGGAUAGUUUUGAGGCAUUUCCUAUAAAAAAAUAUUCGUCUUGGCUACUUCUUAUUUCAGUUUCAAAAAAAACUUUCCAAAAAAAUAAUCUUUCAACCGAUCUAGCGAAUUUACUUGAUUGAGAAUGAAAAAAAUUGAAAAGUUGAAAACUGGAUAUAAUUGAAUUGAUUAUUUUUCAUGCUCUAAAUAUUUUUUAUUGCAGCGGAGUACUGGUCAUGUCCUUUCACCGAAUGCUCGGCCAAAAACAAUCAAAACGUAAACGUCACUUUUGCCGAAAUCGUCCGAGAAAUGAAUUACGUGCAAAACCGCUCCCGGCAGAGCAAAUCCUGUUGCACGCUCAUGUAA